Molecule: messenger RNA, 1027 nt
Organism: Pseudocercospora fijiensis CIRAD86
Lineage: Eukaryota; Fungi; Ascomycota; Dothideomycetes; Mycosphaerellales; Mycosphaerellaceae
Exons: 2
Coding region: 95-886 (263 amino acids)
Cellular component (GO): proteasome core complex
Source: RefSeq, a predicted model, not a curated record
ACCAGACACCUCCAUCAAGCUGCACCGACCAAACACUCACUCAAGUGGAUACUCUUGAGCUUCGACGCAUCCAGCGACCACGAUCCCGGCCACAAUGGCCUCUGCCUUCCACGCCCCGAUGCUCUCAGAGCAACCUGGCUACUCAUUCGCAUCAGCUCCACAAGACCGCUCCGCACCUCGCCAACACGGCUUCUACCCAUACACCGACAACGGCGGCUCAACGCUAGGAAUCAGCGGCGAAGACUUCACAAUUCUCGCAGGCGACACACGUUCCACCUCCGGCUACAACAUCAACACACGUUACGCGCCCAAACUCUUCAAAAUCGGUGGCGAAGGACCCGACCACGUGGGCGCAAAAAUCGUCCUCUCAGUCGUAGGGUUCGCAGCAGAUGGCAACGCCCUGAAAGAACGUCUCGACACCAUCGUCAAAAUGUACAAAUACCAACACGGCAAGGACAUUUCCAUCGGAGCUUGCGCUCAGAGAUUAUCCCACAUCCUCUACGGCAAGAGAUUCUUCCCGUACUACGUGACUGCGAUUUUGGGAGGGAUUGAUGAGGAGGGAAAGGGUGCUCUGUACUCUUAUGAUCCUGUGGGAAGUUAUGAGAGGGAACAGUGUCGGUCUGCUGGUGCCGCGAGUUCGUUGAUCACGCCGUUUUUGGAUAAUCAGGUCAAUCUGAAGAAUCAGCAUGACCCUCAGGCGCCGCAGGGUUUGAACAAGACGGCGCUGGUGCCGAGGCCGUUGAGUCGGGCACAUGUGGAGGAUUUGGUGAAGGAUGCGUUCACGAGUGCUGUGGAGAGACAUAUUGAGGUCGGUGAUGGUCUGCAGAUGAUGAUCAUCACGAGGGAUGGCAUUCAGGAGACGUACUCGCCGCUGAAGAAGGAUUAGGCGCAGUCGGAGAGGAGCGGAGGAGUCCUGUACGAUACCAUACCAUGCGUCAACAUGAGCGCGCUUGUGCAGAGUAUAGCAUGGCGAUCGGAGUCAGGCUACUAGUGCAAAUGACAUACAAUAAGAUGCGAUACUUCAACC